CGGAAUUACACCCUCUCUGCUAAAUUCAUUUUUCUCUCCGGCAGAACACCCUGAAAGCUCGGGGGCACCUUGUCCGUGCGCUGCUCUCGGGGGCGAGCUCCUCGGUUGUGUGCGUGCACGCAAUAGAGUGUGUGUGAGAAAGAGAGUUAGUGUAAAUGUGUGUGUGUGUGUGAGUGUGUUAGUGAGCGCGCGUCACAGAGUGUGUGUGCUCUGCUGUUGCUGCCCUUUGAUCCCUGCAUUAGUGUUAGUUAGGGGCUCGCAGACACACACUUGCACCGAGAGCAGCCAUAGUCAAGACACGGCAACAACAACAGCGGCGCCUCCUCCGCCCGUGUUCCCCCCCAACAAUACACUUUAAACCGAGCAAAGCCAGGUGCACGACCGAGUCCCUGCCAUCACGGGCGCCUCCGGUCUCAAUGGGAGAAACCUUCUUUCUUCUUAUCCCCACACAAGGACGAGAAUGUGAUUAAAAACGGGGGAAAAUGCCAAGGAGGAAGCAGGAGCAACCCAAGCGCCUGCCUUCACAUGUGGACAGCAAUGAUGAAGGAGGGCCAGACAGCAGUCCUGUGGAGGAGGAGGCCUGGUUUGGGAAUGCUUCUGACUCGCGUUCAGAGUCGUCAUCCUAUGGAGACACCCAGGAUGAGCUCCUCCCACCCAGGGGCUCUUCUCCUGAUGAAGGACCCGGAGUCAGCACUGGGUCUGGGGACCACGAUACCUGUGGAGGCGAGGGCUCGGUGGGUUGUCCCACACCUGUCCAUCGUGCCUCUUUAGAACUUCUUGGACUUGAUGGAAGUGCGUUCUCGGCCCAUGACACCCUCUCCUCUGUGGUAUCAUCACUGUACGGUGAAGCAGCAUCUCGUGCCCUGGGAAAACCCCUCAGCAGUAACCUUCGUCGCCUCCUAGAGGCCGGGUCACUGAAUCUUGACACUGGGGAGCUCCUGAGUCGCUCAUCCAGGGGAGGUGCUGGAGGGGAGUCUCCUCCAAUUGGUCUUGCCCCACCAUUGACCCUCUCCCCAUCUUCCCACCAUGCCCACCAGUUAAGUGCUCUUGCCCGAAAACUGGCCAAUAACAAUAACAACAGUGGCUCAGCCUCACCAGCCUCCUUGGCACCCUCAGUAACCAACAUUAAGCAGGAGCCUCAUGACCCCUUUAACUCGGUCACCCCUAGCAAUGGCAGUGGCUUUGUAUGGGCAGGUGUCGCAGAUAAAUGGCCGCCGGCCAGCUGCACCACACCGUGCAGCUCUAGCCUAUCUCCGGACUCUGCCAUCCAGAAGUUAAAAGCAGCAGCAAAUGCUGUACUUCAAGACAAAAAUGCCGUGGCCGCCUCGUCAACAACUUCCUCCUCCUCCUCCACCUCGGCCUCAUCCGCAGUGCCAGCCCUUGGAGGGGGUGGUCGAGGAGAUGAUGUGGUGCGCUUUGAUGCCUUCAACUCUCCGUUCAGCCCACAGUCAGCUAGCUCGACCCUCGCUGCACUUUCCAAGAAAGUCAGUGAGCGAAGCCAAGCCUCGUCGACGGCAAGUGCUGCUACUGACCACCAAGGCUCAGCAAGUUCUUUUCUCUCACUUGUGUCAAUGACCUCCUCUGCUGCCUUGCUUAAAGAGGUGGCAGCCAGGGCAGCGGGAAACCUGCUAGCAGAGAAGAAGGAAGGUUCCCCUUUGUUGACAUCUGGAGUCCUCCAAGAGGAUGUCAAGCCCCUUCUGGACAAGAACCAGAAGGCCCCCACGCCAUCUACACCUACCCAGAGCCUAGAGUUGCUGUUGCCUUCGACUCCAAAGGGCAGAGGAAAACCCAGCAGCCAAGCAGGUUCUCCUGAGGAUGGGGGAAAACCGUUCCAGUGUCCGGUGUGUGGCCUGGUCAUCAAACGCAAGAGCUACUGGAAGAGACACAUGGUCAUCCACACAGGCUUAAAAAGCCACCAGUGUCCCCUGUGUCCCUUCCGCUGUGCUCGCAAAGACAAUCUCAAGUCCCACAUGAAGGUACAUCAGCACCAGGACCGGGGUGAAACAUUUCAGUGCGAACUUUGCCCUUUUACCUCCUCCCGUCACUUCAGCCUGAAGCUUCACAUGCGCUGCCACCAGCACUUUCCCCGCACAGAUGUCAAGGUGAAAGAGGAGCUCACCACCGACACGGAGGGCGAGGGCUCCCUGAUGGGUGACAGCGGCUCGGCGGACCUGGGAGGCAUGGAGGCAUCCCCGGUGCACUCAGACUCUCAGCAGCAGACGUCUCCUCCGGCCGAGGUGUCCUCCAAUCAUGUCCACAUCAAGGAAGAGCCGCUAGAGAGAGACCUGUCCGUGCUCUCCCCCUUUAGCAUCUGCAGGGAACGUCCCAGCAGUAGUGCCAACUCCCUGGACCUACCUGGAGUUGGGGUCGGAGUCGGGGUCAGAUCAAGUCCCAGUGGUCUAACCACGGCCUCCCUCUUCAGCCCUGACAUCUCCACCAAGACAGCAACUGACCUGCUUAUGAAGCUAUCAGCAGCCAACCAGAGGGAGACGCUCAAGUCUCCAUUCCACCUGAAGGAAGAGCCCAAGGUAGAAGAAGCGCUGAGCCCCAGACCGUCCUCCCGGUCCAAGAGCCAGGUCCAGCCAAGCUUCCCUGCGUCUUUUUGCCAGGAUGGAUUGACCGGGGUUGCAACAGUCAUAGAACGCCCAGGGCUGCUGAAACCAAGGGAAGGAAGCCCAAUGGCUAAAAACAGCUUGCUGAGCCAGGAUAUCAACAUCAAGGUGGCCUCUGAGCUGCUGAUGAAGCUUUCAGAAAACAACAAAGAUUCCCAGUACCAGAGGGUGAAAGUAAAGGUGGAGCCCAUGGAGGUGGACCCGCCCCCAGCAGAACUCACCCCACCUGUCUCUCACCUGCUGGCCUUCAGCACUUUAGAGGCAUGUGAGAAGAGUGAGCCAAUGAGUAACCUCCCUGAGACGUUGGCCCGUCCCCAGAAAGAUCUCUUCUCCCAGGACAUAUCGGUCAAAAUGGCCUCAGAACUACUGUUCAAAUUGUCAGAAAAAGUCAGCAAAGCCAACAACCACAGAGACAAUAACAUGGUGGGAAUAAGCAGUCCGUUCUUGGAUGAGUGCUUCAGACAAUCACCCUUUAACCUGCGCUCUAAGAGCUCUUCUCCCGCAGAGGCCAGCUCCUCGACCAGGGCAGUAUUCCAUGAUUCAGAAAAGGAUGAUGGUGAGCCAGGGAACGGGAUCGCUCAGUGGAGACUAAAUGAACAGCUCUUUCCCUGUCCGGUCUGUGGCAAGGUGUUUGGACGACAGCAGACUCUUUCUCGACAUCUGUCUCUACACACAGAAGAGAGGAAGUACAAGUGUCACCUGUGUCCUUACGCCGCCAAGUGCAGGGCUAACCUCAAUCAGCACCUGACCAUCCACUCUGUCAAGCUGGUCAACACAGACGCUGAGCAGAUCGUCAGCGCCGUCACAGCCGACUCUGCUGAACGCAAGAACUGCCCCUACUACUACAGCUGCCAUGUGUGUGGUUUCCAGACGGAGCUGAACGCCCAGUUUGUCAGCCACAUGUCGCUCCAUGUGGACAAGGAGCAGUGGAUGUUCUCACUCUGCUGCAGCGUCUGUGACUACGUCUGCAUGGAAGAGAAUGACAUGAAGAGCCACAUUAGUACUGGACAUGCAGGUUUAAAUUCAAGAAGUCCCCUCAGUGAGACCAAGAGCACUUCCUCGUCCCUCUCGGCCCUCAGCGAUUCACUCAACAGUUCGGAAGGUGGAGACCUCGCCCACGGUAACGAAGAACUCAAGAGUCUGCUGGCCCCGCCCUCCUCCACCGGCAGCCAGUCCAGCUCCGGAAGCCACUCGGGAUCAGGAACUGAGGACAAGUCUGACAAAGGCUUUGAGUGCGUCUUCUGCAACUUUGUGUGCAAGACGCGCGGCAUGUACGAGCGGCACCUCCAGAUCCACCUCAUCACGCGGAUGUUCGAGUGCGACGUCUGCCACAAGUUCCUCAAGACGCCCGAGCAGCUGCUGGAGCACAAGAAGUGCCACACCGUCCCCUCCGGAGGGCUCAAGUGCCCUUUCUGCAUCUACUCCACCAAUCGUCCAGCGGCCAUGGAGUGCCACCUUAAGACGCACUGUAAGAUGGAGUACCGCUGCCGCAUCUGCCAGGGACUGUGGCCCGACCAGUCUUCAUUGGAGGCCCACAUGCGCGGGCACCGCCUGGGCAACCACUACAAGUGUGAGCAGUGUGGCUACUUGUCCAAGACGGCCAAUAAGCUGAUCGAGCAUGUGCGUGUGCACACGGGCGAGCGGCCCUUCCACUGUGACCGCUGCUCCUACAGCUGCAAGCGCAAGGACAACCUCAACCUGCACAAGAAGCUGAAGCACGCGCCGCGCCAGACUUUCGGCUGCCAAGAGUGCCCUUUCACCACGACUCACCCUUUUGUCUUCAGCCGCCACCUCAAGAAACACCAGAGUGGAGGAGCGGGGGGACUGGACGAAGGCUUAGGAGGAGAGGAGGAAGAAGACGAGGAGGCAGGAGAGGAGGAGCUGCCUUUCGAGGGAACAUCGCCGGGGGGCUCGUCGUUGCAGAAGAGUCACGAGAAAUUCCUGUUCGGCGGAGGGGGAGGAAGCAGCGGAGGGAGUGGGAGUAACAGCCCCCUCAUGAGUCUAACGGCGUCCCAGGCGCUCCAGUCCGUUGCCCUGUCAUUCACACUGGGCAGAUCCAAACACCUGGACGCCAAAGGUCCUCUGCACCGCUUGGUCAACACCAACGGCAACAACGCCAUGAGAAACCCCAGCAGCUCGAGCAGCAUCAGCCCCUCCCUCUUCCUCCCCUCCUCCCGCCACGUGUUCGAGCAGUACAGGAACUGGGACCGGGCGCACCUGAUCCCCCUCACCACCCUGUUCACCCACAACAGCCGCUUCACAUUCCACUCGCACCUCCACUCCAGAUCGCGGCCCGCCACAACUCCUCUCCUCUUCUCCUCCAGCUCGGCCUCCCCCUCCCGCUCUCCCCCCUCACCCACCUCCCACAAACACUCCUUCCUGGCCUACCUGGGACUGAUGGAGAGGGCCAAGACUGUUUGACCUCGCCCAACUCCUCCUCUCCUCUCCUCGCUCGUUCCCUCACUCCUCGGACGGUGGCGUGACACUAGACCACUGCAUCGGGAGCAACAUCUUUUCCAAUCAGACCAGCAGAAUAAGCUGGACCAGACAAACUUAUUAAAGAAAAGAGAAAAAAAACAUUUAUAAGAUAAUAAGGCUGUACAUGCUAAAAAUGCAUUUAUAUCAAAAAGCUGCUUUUCUUAUCAGUUCUAUCAAUUGAAUUAUUACUACUUCAGCUACUACUCUCUAUUACCUUUUUGUUUUCUGCUUUGAAAAGUCUGAAUGACCUGGACCCAGUUGCAUUAUCUAAGGAAACUUACAUAUCUCAGUUUUAUAGAUCUUUUUUCUUUAGUCGUUUGAUGAGAUAAAAAGACGAAACAAAACUUGCGAGUGCUACAUUUUUAGUGCAUUUUUGUCUAUUGCUAUUAUGCAUCGAAAUAGCAUGCCUGUUUCUGUGUUCCAACUAGCUUUGACGUCAUUAGGAAGCUAAAGUCGAGAUAUCCUGAAGUGUUAGCGGUGCGACCGAACCAAUGAAACGGCAUGCUCGCAUUGGAAAAGGCACGUUUCCAAAGCAACGCCUCAAACCACGCACUUACCUUAUUUAUCAAUCUUGUACAAAGUUUUGUAGCCCCUCCCAUCUAUUUGAUUUCUGUUGGUCUUUUGUAUAAUGGUGAAACCAUAUUAUGCAUAGCUGCUGCCUGAUAUCACUUCUGUCUCAGAACAUUUCUUAUUUUCAAUGGUUACAAGCUCAUUUAAUCAUUUUUUUGGUCUAAGCUAAUAGAACAGAAAAUAAGCUGUGAUUAUGUUAGUAUUCAAAUCUGUUAAUGAAUAUAUUCAAAAUGACCCAACAGCGCAAAGAAACAUUUUUAUUUCUAAAAAUUUGACUUAAUAUAAAUGUUAAAUCCCUCAGACGAUGAAUACACCAUAAUGUUCUUCUGAGACCGAGUGGAUUUCAGCGCAGGUUCUUAUGCAGAACUGUGUCUCACGCACCUGUACUUAGAAGAGAUAUAUGAGAUAACUGUUUUGUGGUGGUGGCCGGCAUGGGUCAGCGAGCUGCCCACAGCCACGGUCACCACAGGCCGAUUCAAUGGUGCUUUUUUGAGCUUUUUGUAAUUUUUUGUGUACAAAAAAAUAGAAAAAAAAUCUGUUCCAAAAUGACUUGAAUGAAUGUAUUUUGGUUUAUGUACAUGGAUAAAGAAGCGACGCAGAAGUGUGAGCAGGGACGUCCUCUGUGCGGGUCAAGGCGGGGGUGUCGGUGUGUUUGGUGGCCUUCUGUGUCCUUUUCUUUGGUUUUUGUCAUUUUUACAUUUUUUUACUGAGCCUUUUACAUCAUAAUAAAACGUUUUCUACUAACAUCCAUAGUGCACCUAUCGGGAUGAGAGAAAGAAGAAGCUCCUGCAGGUGCGACGCUGAAGCGAAGCCGUUCACAAGUGCCGCAUUAGACGGCUUCCGUUAGUCUGGCUGACACGGUACUGCUCGAUACCCUCCCUCCUGUCGACCUUUUGAGUUUUUAUUGCACUUACUGUAGCUACACUUCAAGCCAAAAGCACUUAAAUCUUUUAUUUUCCUUUUUUUUUUCUUUUUUAAGUGCAAACUUAGAUCCACCACGUCACCAUAAUGUGAAGUAGACAGUCAUCGCUGGAAAUGACUCAAUCAAAACAUCCCUUAGUUUCACAUGUAGACAUUUCUCUGCCUCCGUACAGAGCCCCCCCUCCCUUAAAGUCAGCCGAGGAAAAAACAUUUUAAUCUGUAAAUGACUUCUUACUUCGGAGAAUAAGGAAUUGAGCAUUUUACACAGUCGCUUCCAUCAACAAAGUCCAAUUUAUCUUGAUUUAAGGAUACAUUUUAUUCUAUAUUCUGAGUCUCAGCAGAAAGAUGUCGUUUGCAAAGCUGGUUUUUAUCUUUUUCUCAGCUGACCCUGAGGAGUGUGAGGGGGGGGGGGCUCCAUAGCCUCCGUGAAAACCGGAGAAAGUAAAUUAAUACAAAUUGCAUGAAUUAGACAGUGGAGGUUAAGCUCUCCCUGGGAACUCAAAAGUCCCAGGCUAAAUUGUGAUCGCCAAUUUUGCACAGUGCUGCACUUUUUGAUUAUGAGAAUAUGUAUUUAUCCAUUUAAUGCUCAACAAGAAGAGUGUGUUUUGUGAGGUGGGGCAGCGUAGUACAAGCGUUUUAUUUUUUUGAAAAGCUUUACCCGUCAUCAAUCGUGCUUCUGUUCCAAGUUGUCUUCAAGCCAAAAUCCCUUAUUGUAAAGGGAUUGUUUCUUUUCUCUGUCAUUUCCUCUCUCUUUUUGGGUCUGUUUUGCUCAUGUGUUUUGUUACAAUGACUCAUUGUUGCUUUUAUUUUUAUUUUUCUACUUAAAUCUUGUCAGAAAAAUGUUGAUUGGACAGAAAACAUGACUUGUCAAGACCAAAAUGUAAGUCGCUGCAGGAUGUGAUGUUAGGAUUGAAUCCGUCACGUCCUGCUCCGGAGCGAUGUCUUCGAUUGUCUCCCUCUUUACACUGUUUGAUUGUCCCUUUUUGCUCAGUCAAUGCCUGGCAUGCUGUCUCUGGAGUGAAAGGAGCAUCCCUCCAACACACACACACACACAAACACACACUCUCUCCUUGUACUAUCUAUGUUAUCUUUUAUACUCUAGUGCCACUUGGUGGAAGGAAACCACCUGAGACUUCUGAGAAUAAGUCAAACUAAUUGUCAGGGUCCACGAGAAGAAAGAAGCUGAAGAGAAAAAACGAGAAUGUGUUCCACUCUUGACACCUUUUUAAAAAUGUCUGCCUUUUAAUAUAAUCAUGAAUGGCUGCACUUCUUUAUGUCCCCCGGGUUCGAGUGUAAUGUUUAAAAAGGUAACACGGCUCUUAUCCGUUUAAAUAAAAAAAAAAAUAACAGUAUUCUUUUAAGCACUUAUUCUGUUUAUUUUGCCCGAUCGUGUGCAGCACAGAGACUUUUUGUUUUCGAAGCUUGACUACCUUUUCGGCACUUCAGAGUAUGCAUGACAUUGCCCUCGCUCUUGUUCUUCAGCACUUAACUGUGUUUAAAACUAACUCCCUCGGUUGCAUUUAGUUAGCAUCAGCCUGCACUGUCCUACAAUCAGUUAGCUUUUAUGUCGGCUGUGUUUUAUGAUUAGAAAAGGCUCAACUCUCUUUUCUUUUGGCACUCGGUAAAGAUGUGUAUGUGCUGUAUAAAGCUUUUUUUUAUUACUCCAUUGUUAAGGCUGUACAGGGUUGUGACGAUAACUGGUAAAUAGAACAUUUGUACUUUUUUUUUGUUUUGUAUUUGUUUUGUUUUUUUAUGUUUGGCAUUAUUUUAUGUUCAACUUGCCAGAUCUAAAUGUAACAGGAUUUGAAAGUAAAGCUUACAUCAGAUUUCA
Messenger RNA from Platichthys flesus (European flounder), 8412 nucleotides. It is a transcript of the gene znf827, whose product is annotated as zinc finger protein 827. Gene Ontology annotation, cellular component: nucleus. Gene Ontology annotation, biological process: regulation of gene expression. Lineage: Eukaryota; Metazoa; Chordata; Actinopteri; Pleuronectiformes; Pleuronectidae. The coding region runs from base 483 to 5033 and encodes 1516 amino acids. The transcript has 14 exons. The record is from RefSeq and is a predicted model, not a curated record.